UUCGAAGCGUUACUGUCAAAACUUAAGCCUUACGAAGUCACGCUGCAAACUCCGCGUUCGAUAAUAAUUCGAGGAAAAAUGAAUGCUAAAAUCGUUGCGUUGCUCUUAUUAACAGUUUGUUACGCAGUCAUGAUGCAUCAAGUAUCAGCAGCUAUCGGACCACAGUGUCUUUUGCCACUGGAACGUGGUCCAUGUAGAGCGUUUAUACCAAAGUACGGGUACAAUCCGGAAACGAAUAAAUGCGAGCUAUUUGAAUACGGAGGUUGUCAAGGAAACGAGAACAAUUUCCAGACCCUUGACAGUUGCAAGCAAGUUUGUUUUUGAUCAUUGAGAAACGUAUGAACAUAACGACUGUUUUUUAUGGAAAAUUGUAAUACAUGAUAAAUGUACAUAAAUUAUGUACAAAAGUUUGUAGAUGAUUUAAAUUAAGAUUGUACAUACGAAAUGGAAUAAAUUUAAAUGUCCAAUUUGUGUAAAUAA
Molecule: messenger RNA, 480 nt
Organism: Ceratina calcarata
Lineage: Eukaryota; Metazoa; Arthropoda; Insecta; Hymenoptera; Apidae
Product: hemolymph trypsin inhibitor B-like
Exons: 2
Coding region: 79-324 (81 amino acids)
Molecular function (GO): serine-type endopeptidase inhibitor activity
Source: RefSeq, a predicted model, not a curated record